AUGCUGGCAUCACGAGUGAGACCGGCUGCCACGCAAUUUGGCAAGUUCAUCGUCCCAUUACGAGCUCGCUACUCCUCGGCGACAGAGAACAGCUAUGAAUACAUCAAAGUCUCCACGCCCCGAGCAGGCGUUGGAUUGGGUAUGCCACACAAACGAGCCCAGGGACGCCUUGACGACCCUCAUCUAAGUCUUCUACAGUCGAGCUCAACCGGCCCAAAGCCCUCAACGCCCUCUUCACACCCCUCAUACUCGAGCUCAACACCGCCAUGAAAGCCUUCGAUACCGAUUCCUCGAUCGGCGCCAUGGUGCUCACCGGCUCCCACAAAGCCUUCGCUGCCGGCGCCGAUAUCAAGGAAAUGGCUACGAAAGAAUUUGCCGACGCGUACGGUUCCGAUUUCAUCGAAAACUGGAGCGAAAUUCCCAACACGAUUAAGAAACCCGUCAUCAGCGCCGUCAACGGCCAUGCUCUCGGAGGCGGCUGCGAACUGGCCAUGAUGUGCGAUAUUCUCUAUUGCAGCGAGAAGGCCAAUUUCGGACAGCCAGAGAUCAAGUUGGGGAUUAUCCCAGGUGCUGGGGGGAGUCAGAGGUUGACGAGGGCGAUCGGGAAGAGUAGAGCUAUGGAGUUGAUUCUGACGGGCAAGAAUUUCAGUGGGAAGGAUGCUGGCGAGUGGGGGCUUGCUGCGAGGGUGUUUGAGACGCCAGAGCAAUGUGUCGAUGGAGCACUGGACACCGCGGAGCAGAUUGCUUCUUACUCGAGGAUUGCUGUGAAGGCUUGCAAAGAGGUGGUCAACAAGAGCCAAGACCUAGGCAUCAGAGAAGGCGUGGAAUUCGAGAGGAGGGUCUUCCACGGACUCUUCGGAAGUGAAGAUCAGAAGAUCGGUAUGAGCUCUUUCGCACAGAAGAAAAAGGCGGAAUGGGCGCACAGGUGA
Messenger RNA from Lecanosticta acicola, 929 nucleotides. The record is from the annotation of a GenBank genome assembly. NCBI's taxonomy places the organism in Eukaryota, Fungi, Ascomycota, Dothideomycetes, Mycosphaerellales, Mycosphaerellaceae.